AUGUCAGAGGCUCACUUCAUUUUCUUUCUUCUCUGUACAGUGACGCAAUCCAUGACCGGGGUCUUUGCGAACGGCAUCAUCGUGGUGGCCAACGGCAUUGCCUUGGUCAGGCAGAGAAGACUGGCUUCCCUGGAUCUGCUGCUUUCUUGCCUGGCGAUGACGCGGAUCUGUAUGCAGGUGCUCAUCUUCGGCGCCCAUCUGGUUACUCUCUCCUUGUUGAAACCAUCUGUAUUUAUUGAGACUUUUCUAAUUCUCAUAUUUAUAAAUAAAUUGGGACUUUGGCUUGCCACAUGGCUUGGUGUUUUCUACUGUGCCAAGAUCUCCACCAUCCCACACUCCAUCUUCUUCUGGCUAAAGAUGAGGAUAUCGAAGUUGGUGCCGUGGCUGAUCCUGGGGUCUCUGCUCCAUGUGUCCAUCACUUGCGGUAUCCACGGCAAAUAUAUGUGGCCAUUUUCCAAAGAAGAGUUGAUGGCCUUUUUCUCUGAAAAUAGAACUAAGAUCAAAGACAUGCAUUCUGUACCGUUUUACCUUUUCAUCGCGGAACACAUACUGCCCUUACUUAUCUUCCUAGUUGCAGUUCUGCUCUUGAUUUUCUCCUUGGGGAGACACACCCAGCAGAUGAGAGCCAUAGCAGUGGGCACCAGGGAGCCUUGUAGGAGUCCCCACGUCAGCGCUCUCUUCUCCAUUCUGUCGUUCCUCAUCCUCUACUUCUCCCACUAUGCAGUGAGUAUUUUGUUCUUCACUCAAAUUUUCCAGUUUGGAAGCCACCCCUUUCUGUUCUGCCUGAUGGUGGCUGGUGCAUACCCUGCUGGACACUCUAUCAUCUUAAUUUUAGGAAAUGCUAAACUGAAACAAAAUGUAAAAAUGUUCUUCCUCCACGGUAAGUGCUGUCAAUGA
Molecule: messenger RNA, 897 nt
Organism: Sciurus carolinensis (gray squirrel)
Lineage: Eukaryota; Metazoa; Chordata; Mammalia; Rodentia; Sciuridae
Gene: Tas2r1
Product: taste 2 receptor member 1
Exons: 1
Coding region: 1-897 (298 amino acids)
Biological process (GO): sensory perception of taste; detection of chemical stimulus involved in sensory perception of bitter taste; G protein-coupled receptor signaling pathway
Cellular component (GO): membrane
Molecular function (GO): G protein-coupled receptor activity; bitter taste receptor activity
Source: RefSeq, a predicted model, not a curated record